This is a messenger RNA of Lactuca saligna, 768 nucleotides long. Lineage: Eukaryota; Viridiplantae; Streptophyta; Magnoliopsida; Asterales; Asteraceae. The record is from the annotation of a GenBank genome assembly.
AUGGUUGCCAUGAGUGAUUAUGACAAUUAUCACAAAACUGUCAAACGCAACUUAGUCACCAGUCUCCUAGGAUCAUCUACUCAGAAGAGACAACGUGCUCAUAGAGACACCAUGAGUGAUAAUCCUUCAAGAGAACUUCAUGCCUUGGCUCCAAAUUCUCCACAGGUUACAUCCUCCUUUACAAUCGGACUUCAUCUUGAGGCGGAGGCUAGACUAUACUACUACCGAAUCAGGGAUUUACCGAGACAUCUGAGGUUUUCUCAGGAUCACGGGACGACACCGACUCGAUUUUACACACCAGAGAAAGAGUUAUGUUUUAGAGGAUCCUGGAUUACUAUUUAUUUGAUUAUGGAGUUAUGUUUUUUUGAAAUGGGUUCUUUAGCUGAUGUUUACGGUGACCCAUUUGCUGGAAUUUACGAGCCAUUUUCUAGGUUAAAUGAGAUGGAUUUUGAGCUGCACGAGAUUUACAUGGAUCAUAAACCACGACAUGAGUUUGUAUCAAGGCUUGAUAUAUGUAAGAAUCAUUUUCUUAACAUUCUACUUUGUGAUGCGAACAUCAGAAAUUCAAGUAUGACUGAUGAGGUGAAAGAUCUAGUGGACCAUGGUAAUGAUUUUCAAAACGAUGAGGAUGCAGAGGAAGUAGUGACGAACAACUACAUAAUACAUGAUCUAAAUGCUAGGUGCUAUAAGAUGGAACCUAAGUUAGGGGACGUGUUUGAACCACCUGCACAACUGAAAUUCUAUGUGACAAACUAUGCAGUAAAUUGA